Messenger RNA from Exaiptasia diaphana, 1027 nucleotides. Its product is annotated as Friend leukemia integration 1 transcription factor. The record is from RefSeq and is a predicted model, not a curated record. Lineage: Eukaryota; Metazoa; Cnidaria; Anthozoa; Actiniaria; Aiptasiidae. The transcript has 3 exons. Gene Ontology annotation, molecular function: sequence-specific DNA binding. Bases 84 to 647 code for a protein of 187 amino acids.
UUUUUUUAGCUGGGCUUACUGACUGGCUGUUCCGACGCAYCCAACGGAAACGUAAAGACGCACGGUUUACAAACGCAACGAUAAUGUAUCCGAGACAGGAAUAUCAGCCUUUUAAGAACCAGUAUCCUAACGGAUAUUACAAUACAGGUUUGGAUAAUAAUUUUCAAGUAAACCCGGUAUCACAAGAUCCAAARAUAGCAUGGUCCAACCAACAACAACCUCAAGCAUUACACCACAAAAUGGUAUACCCAACAGAUAUGAAUCCAGCCAACAACUCAAGAAUCGAUCCCACACUGGCGUACCCUGUAGCUAUUAGACCAAGUUCUUUUGAACACGGUCGGUUUAUUGAUAAAAUGCAGCCAGGAUUCCCUCGUGUCAAGACCGAAAAAUACUUCGAAUCGCCUUAUCCAGAAGAUACAGUACCAUUAGUAGACCCCCGUCUUUGGUCAAGAGAGGACGUCGCGCGAUGGCUACAAUGGGUUUCCGACGCGUACAGCUUACACGACAUCAAACCUGAUCGAUUUGAGAUGAACGGCAAGGGAUUGUGUUUAAUGACAUUGGACAUGUUCCUGUACAGAGUUCCCGAAGGAGGAAGAGUACUAUAUCACGACUUUCAACGCAGAUUAAGAAUCGCUGUUGGUUCAUAGUCCUCAGCACUGUUUUUGCUAGAAACCAAAUGGAAAGGCUUUAUGUUUAAAAGUAGAUCGGCUAUUUGSGGCAAGAGAAAUCCUUAUUAACGAGAUAAGGCAUCGUCUGGGAAAUAAUCUUCAAGGGAAAAGAUAUCCAGAAGAUAUAAAACAAUAAAAAAAGAUAGAGCAACGCAAGAAAAACAAGGACGAAGGACUCCGACGUAUCAAGACUUAUUUGUUCAUGUUUGAUAAUAUAUUUGUAUAUAUUUAUAAACGAAAGAGAUUGCUAGGUUUUUAUAUGUCAUUCGUUUAUAUCAGUUCGCAACACAUCCAGCGUACUAUUCAUGUGUAUAUAAUGCAUUCGUAGCAGUAUGAAUAAAAACAGACAAUAAAACAAA